UAUUGCCAGCUGAGUGCGUUCACAUGCUGCGCACUCCGACUUUCAACCUGCGCAGAGAGGAGAGGACUUGUUUUUCAGCUAUGGAUGUCUACCAGGAGUCUGUGCAAUAUCUGGAGUCACAACACAUUGCAGUGGUCGAAGAACCUGACAUGUUGGAGGAGGAUGUUUUCCCGGAGGAGGCAGUGUCCUGUUUUCUCUCCCCGCUGAACACUGAGAGUGUAGACUUCCCUGACACCCCUACAAUGUGCAGCAAAGAGGAAAUGUUGGAGAGGAGGCUCACGGUGCUGAAAGGCAUCCUGGAGAGUGAGGAGGUUUACCUCAGAGAGCUCGACACCCUGCUGAUGCCCAUGAAGGCCCUACGGGCCUCAGCUGGGACCUCCCAACCAGUUCUGUCCAGUCAGCAGGUCCAGACCGUUUUCUACCAGGUGCCUGAGCUCAGAGACAUGCACCAAACUUUUUACUCAGGCCUGAAGGUGUGUUUGAGCACUCACUGCCAGACUGAGAUCGGCCCUGGUGAGGAGGCAGGAAUAAGUUGCAGAGACUUUGAGCUUGUGGUUGGGGACCUGUUCCUGAAAAUGGUGAGCCAGAUUGGGCUGUAUGGUGGCUUCAUUGAAAACUACGAGAAAGCUGUGGAAGUGGUUAGGAAGUGCACAAACUCAGACCCUCGCUUCCGAACUCUGGCUGAGAGCAUGAUGUCCAACAACGGCACAGACAAAGCUCGUACUACGUACACACUUGAAGCUCUUCUCUACAAACCUUUGGACAGAGUUACAAAAACCACACUAGUGCUGCAGGACCUCCUGAAGACGACACCUACGGAGCAUAAAGAUUACACAGCUUUACAGGAAGCUCUGAGAUUGUCUCGCAGCUUCCUGUCUGGUGUCAACGAGAGUUCACAAAGUAAACGGGAGGUCACAUUAAGUCGUGGCAUGAGACGCCAGCUAAUGCGUGAUGGCUUUGUGGUGGAUGUGAGUGAGGGUGAACGAAGCCUGCGUCACCUCUUCCUUUACACCGACCUCCUGCUGUGCACAAGAUUUAAACAUGCAAAUAGAGGGAAGCAGGAUCAGUACAGGUUCUGCUGGUAUCUGCCCCUCGCUGGUCUAAGGCUUCGCUGGGUUGCAGACAAGGAACGACCGCCUGACACCAAUGUCCGCUUACACAACAUCAGAUCAAAGCUGUAUCUCCUACAUCAGCAGCUACUACAGCAGCUACGACAAAAUUCGAAAGCAUCCAGGGGCCUGGAAACUCGUAGCAGGAAGAAAUUGGAACAAAUGGAGCUGAUGCUGCUCACACACUCUACUGCUUACAGACUGGAGCUGCACAGCCCCAGCGGCAAGAGUCACACUCUCCUCUUCUCCUCGCUCUAUGAACUAGAAGAAUGGAGAGAAGCCAUCCACAAACUCACCACAGCUAACAUAGAAACUGUCCCUCCAGACCUGCUCACGCUGACCAGUUCGUGUGUGAAACUGAGAAUGACGCAGCAGCCGCCACUACAUAGCAUUUAUGCUGGACUGCACAAGGAGUUGUUAUGUGGGACUUUGAGUGUGGCCAUUGAUUCUGCUGUUGGUCUACAGCAACCAGCAUGUGUGUACGUUUGUGCAGAGGUGGAUGGCUACAGGUUUUACGAUCAACAGACCCAGACACACUCUUCAGUCCUCAGCCUAAACCCACACUGGGACCAGGAGCUGUCCUUUCAGGUGGACGGGGCACAGAACUUGAGGGUGUUAUGUGUGAGUCAGUCAGAUGAACAGAGUGAUACUAUUCUGGGAAAAACUACUGUAAAGUUGGAGUCUAAAACUCUGAAUAAGCGAUGGAAAAAACAGACUCUACAGCUGGGCCAGGUGGAGCUUACUCUCUCCCUGAAAUACUCUCCACACCCUCUCUCCCCACCCAGCUCCACAAUUCAACAGCCGCCGGUCUUCUGCGUCCCAAUUGAAACCGUGGCACAACAGGAGGGAGUGCUGGUUCCUCACGUGGUGCGAUGCUGCGUGGAGGAAGUGGAGAGGAGAGGCAUGGAUGAGGUGGGAAUCUACAGGGUUUCGGGAACCAGCAGUGAAAUCGGCAUGCUCAGGGCUGCAUUCAACAACAAUCUCCGUGAAGCAGUGAAGAAACUGAGAAGUGCAGAAGUGAACGCUGUAUCUGGUGUCCUCAAACUUUACUUCAGAGAGCUGCCUAAACCUCUGAUACCCACUGAGCUGUUUGAGAGUCUCACAAGAAGCCUGGACAUCCAGGACCAAAACUCCCGGCUGGUCUCCAUGUUGCCCCUGCUGCAGUCUUGUCCUGAUGUCAACCGCCACACUUUCCUCUACCUCCUGCAUCACCUCCGACGAGUCUCAGAGAGGGAACACAUAAACAAGAUGUCUCUACAAAACCUCGCUACUGUGUUUGGUCCGAGCCUCCUACGCCCCCCCAUGGCUGGAGAUGGGCACAACGGGCCCACUGUGGAUAUCUCUCAGGAGGUGGUCGUCCAGGUCCAAGUGGUUUUAAGCUACCUGCAGUGCAACAACCUCCCUGAAGCUCAGCUCUCUCUGCCACAUGACUCAGACACUGAGGAUGAGACCACCCACAUAUGAGACCACCAGCUGUGUCAUGGGGAGAAAGAAAUAUAGAUGGCCUGUAUCCAUUCUG
This is a messenger RNA of Archocentrus centrarchus (flier cichlid), 2628 nucleotides long. Its product is annotated as active breakpoint cluster region-related protein. Lineage: Eukaryota; Metazoa; Chordata; Actinopteri; Cichliformes; Cichlidae. Bases 24 to 2573 code for a protein of 849 amino acids. Gene Ontology annotation, molecular function: GTPase activator activity; guanyl-nucleotide exchange factor activity. The record is from RefSeq and is a predicted model, not a curated record. The transcript is spliced from 22 exons. Gene Ontology annotation, biological process: positive regulation of GTPase activity; intracellular signal transduction. Gene Ontology annotation, cellular component: membrane.